Arachis duranensis is the source of this 952-nucleotide messenger RNA. RefSeq names its product pre-mRNA cleavage factor Im 25 kDa subunit 2. The record is from RefSeq and is a predicted model, not a curated record. Gene Ontology annotation, molecular function: mRNA binding. The transcript is spliced from 7 exons. Lineage: Eukaryota; Viridiplantae; Streptophyta; Magnoliopsida; Fabales; Fabaceae. Bases 64 to 654 code for a protein of 196 amino acids. Gene Ontology annotation, cellular component: mRNA cleavage factor complex.
AUUUGUUUCGCGUUUUUCUUUCGCGCUGUUUUUGUUUCCUACUUUGAAGAAGAAGAAGAAGAAAUGGUAGUGAACUUAUACCCUAUUUCUCACUACGAAUUCGGCCCCAAAGAGACCAAGGUUGAGAAGGACACCUCCGUCCCCGCUCGCUUUGAUCGUCUGAGAGAGAUCUUUCAAAAAGAAGGAAUGAGAACCAGCGUUGCAGGCGUCUUACUGGUACAAGAACACGAUUAUCCUCAUUUACUACUUCUUAAAAAAAUCGGAGAAACAUUCAAAAACCUUCCAGGAGGACGGCUCAAGCCAGGAGAGAAUGAAAUUGAGGGCUUGAAGAGAAAGUUGACUAGCAAGCUCGGUCCUAGGUUGCAAAAUCUUGUGCCUAACUGGGAGAUAGGUGAAUGUGUGGCAAGAUGGUGGAGGCCGAACUUCGAAACCUCUAUGUAUCCACACUGUCCUGCUCAUAUAAAAAAACCAAAGGAGUGCAGAGUGCUUUACAUGGUCCAUUUAUCUGAUAGUGAAUACUUUGAGGUGCCGAAAAAUCUAGAACUUUUUGCUGUUCCAAUAUUUGAUCUGUAUGACAAUGCUCAGGCAUAUGGUCCCGUUAUAUCCAGCAUUCCUGAGCAGAUUUCCAGAUUUGAGUUUAGAAUGAACAACUAAUGCAUAUUUGGAACUUCCAUUGAUUCUUCCAUGCUGAUAAAAUACCAUCUCCUUUGGCAUUUCAAGAACAAGGACCUAGUUAUUUCAUUCUUAUCGUUUGCAUAAACCUGUUGAAUGUUGAACUCGUUAGUUUCAAAAGAGAGAGUAGUCUAAGUUUUGGUCACUUUGUAUAGCUUUAGCCUUCUGAGAUGAUUUGUUAGUUCUUGUUAAUCCGUUUCUUGUACAUAUUACAACCAUGUACAGAUGUAUUUGUGUGACAUGAGGGUGCUGAUAUGUGACACAAGCAUUUGAUUUUACA